CAUUAAGGUUAAAAGACAAUUGCCACGGCCCCACCCACCCGACGACGCACCUCCGUUCCGGCCAACUUGAAAUCAGUCUGGAGAACAGAGUAAACAACAAUACCGACCAGACAUUCUCUGAAGCUUACCAACCAUGGCUGACGCUCAAUUCGACAGUGCGCUCGACCUCCUGCGACGCUUGAACCCCCGGGACACCAAGCAGAACCUUCAGGCGAUUACUUCUAUUGUCCCUGACCUCACCGAAGACCUCCUUUCCUCCGUUGACCAGCCCCUCGAGAUCCGCCGGUGCUCCAAGACCAACCGUGACUACUUGCUCUGCGACUACAACCGGGAUGGUGAUAGUUACCGCUCCCCUUGGAGCAACGAGUUCGAUCCUCCAUUGGAUGAUGGAACCGUUCCUAGCGAGAGGGUGAGAAAGCUCGAAGUGGCGGCUAAUGAGGCUUUCGACGUCUACCGGGAGCUGUACUACGAGGGUGGUGUAGGCAGCGUCUAUUUCUGGGACUUGGACGAUGGUUUCGCCGGAGUCAUACUUUUGAAGAAGGGGGUAACGCCGGGUGCGAAGAGCUCGGGAGAAUGGGACAGCAUCCACGUGUUUGAAGCUACCGAUCGGGCUCGUAUGUCCCACUACAAGCUGACCAGCACUGUUAUCCUCCAUCUAGCCAACGAGACCGAGUCUUUGGGCGAAAUGGACCUAAGCGGUAACAUGACCCGACAAGUGGAGGUGGACUUGCCGGUUGAGUCCGAUGCAAGCCACGUUGCUAAUGUCGGUCGACUCGUUGAGGAUAUGGAGCUGAAGAUGAGGAACCUGUUGCAGGAGGUCUACUUCGGUAAAGCGAAGGAUGUUGUGGGCGAACUCCGGAGCCUGGCUUCCUUAUCGGAAGCAAGCAAAGACCGCGCUACCCAGCGGGAGAUGAUUAUGUCCAUGCACAGGUAGUCACUGGUGACUACCAACUCUAUCUAGCUACUACACUAGUCACGGUAGUAGUAUGUUGUGUAUCUUCGAUUUUGCGCCUUCCAACAUUGCACUUCUAGCCUAUUGUAUGUAGAUUCGAGCUAAGGUUCCUGGAGAUCUAAGACUCACAUUGUUUCGACAAUGCUAGCAUAUCGAGAGUAGCAAACUCGUAGCAGAAGUACAAAUUGCGGGAUCAAAAUUAUACAGCAGAACAUACUUUGUAUCCCUGUGCAAGAUCUUUAAUAUUAAAAUCGACAGAAUCUUUGAUUCAGUAGGUUUGGGUAUCAUAAAUGCCGAGGCUCGUUGAGUCUUCGGCAAGACAGUAAAAAGAGUAAAAAGAGAGGCAAAGGUGAGACUAGGAAUACCCCCUGGGAUGGACCGUUGUGCAAAGGUGACAAAUAUCGAUCACCUUAUUGUAACAACUAUAUCCAAUGUUUGGGAGUUAUCGGUUGGUUCCUUUCGAAGUGGGGUGCGUGCGAAAUGAAUGAUCAAUCGACUUCCAUCCCCUCACGAUUAUUCUCAGCCUGCACCCCAGGAUUGCUAAUCUUUUCGACAAAUCCUCUUGCAGCCGCCCAAAGCUCUGCCUCUUUAUCCUUGCCUACAGUAUCCUUUCGGCUGUUCAGCCAACUGACAUCCAACGGGUUUGCCGCUGCCGCAGUUCCCCCGCUCGCGCCAGGUAGAUCGCCUGUCCU
Messenger RNA from Aspergillus pseudonomiae, 1644 nucleotides. RefSeq names its product F-actin-capping protein subunit beta (gene cap2). Bases 134 to 934 code for a protein of 266 amino acids. Gene Ontology annotation, cellular component: actin cortical patch; F-actin capping protein complex; cytoplasm. Lineage: Eukaryota; Fungi; Ascomycota; Eurotiomycetes; Eurotiales; Aspergillaceae. The transcript is spliced from 5 exons. Gene Ontology annotation, molecular function: actin filament binding. The record is from RefSeq and is a predicted model, not a curated record. Gene Ontology annotation, biological process: cell morphogenesis; actin cytoskeleton organization; barbed-end actin filament capping.